CUUUCUCCUCUUGUGAGUUGUGAUGAAUACUCUCGCCUCCACUCAACCUGAUGCCGCACAGAAUGUUCUUCGAAGCAUCUUACAUUCUCCUUCAUAGGCCCAUCGUCAGUCCACACGACAUCGCAACUGCUUCCGGGCCCGCCGCCGUAUGUCUCCAGCACAGUAGUGAGGCUACAAACCUGGCGGUCAGAUUCACUCGUACAUUUGGCGAGUAUCUGAGGUAUCUACCGAGAUACUGCUGGUUCGUAGCUGCGAGCUUUGACAUUGUCAUGCUUGAUAGUAAGAUCCAGUCUGUUCAGCGACUCGCUUUGGAUCGAUUGAGCUUGUGGUUAAAUACCAUGACCAACAAUUUACUCCGCGCACCCAGCAUGAGGCGGUCUGUCCAACAUAUCAGUAGUCGAAUCUACGAGGUCCUCGCGAGGAAUCCGUAUCUCGCUCAAUCUCCCACUGGUAUAUCAAUUCUCGCUCAUCUACGCGGACAACGGGGUAUGGGAGGAGGACCUUCCCCCCUUGGUGCAGCCGCGAAUGAGGGGAUGGGUUUCUUUGAGCUAUUGCAGAACACGUAGAAGCUGGUUGUGCUUGGUUUUUAAGCACUAUGAGAGCUCUAUCGGAGUGCAGUAUUUGACAGCAGCGGGGGAUCCUGCCCUGCUCUCGAACGUACGCUCGGCCUUCUAUCAUAGUAUGUAGUAUGUUUACAGCCACCGUCAUCCGUUGAUCGGCAAUGCCUCGCA
Molecule: messenger RNA, 731 nt
Organism: Kockovaella imperatae
Lineage: Eukaryota; Fungi; Basidiomycota; Tremellomycetes; Tremellales; Cuniculitremaceae
Exons: 3
Coding region: 51-566 (171 amino acids)
Source: RefSeq, a predicted model, not a curated record